This is a messenger RNA of Pneumocystis carinii B80, 1219 nucleotides long. RefSeq lists its product as hypothetical. Gene Ontology annotation, molecular function: mRNA 3'-UTR AU-rich region binding. Bases 11 to 1174 code for a protein of 387 amino acids. The record is from RefSeq and is a predicted model, not a curated record. Lineage: Eukaryota; Fungi; Ascomycota; Pneumocystomycetes; Pneumocystales; Pneumocystaceae. Gene Ontology annotation, cellular component: cytoplasm; nucleus. The transcript is spliced from 2 exons. Gene Ontology annotation, biological process: 3'-UTR-mediated mRNA stabilization.
GCCUCCAACAAUGGCUGAGCUUUCUACGAGCUUUAAUGUUGACAAAAUGGCACGCUUUCCUGGAUUACCUCUAGCAACAACACAUGCAGCGGCUAAUAACGUAAGUAAUGAGGGAUUAGGGAAGAAUCUGUUAUUUGAGCAAACGUAUACCUCUUUACAGGGAAAUGGAGAGGUCCAGGAAGGCCGUAUAGAGACGAAAAAUGAGGCAUAUUCUAAUAGUCAGUUGACACUAAGAGCUUUGGUAUCAACGAAAGAGGCGGGGAUUAUUAUUGGAAGACAAGGGAAAAAUGUAGCGGAACUGAGGGGGGUAAAUGGGAUUAAAGCAGGUGUAAGCAAGGUAGUUCCUAAUAUAUAUGACCGAGUAUUGACGAUAUCUGGUACUCUGGAAGGAGUGAGUAAGGCGUAUGGAACGAUUGCACAAUCGUUUAUUAAUAAUCCUAUUGGACAUUCGAAUCAUCAUUUGACGUCUUCAUCGACAUCGGAGCCUCAGUCGUCAAUCCGACUUUUAGUAUCUCAUAAUAUGAUGGGGACGAUUAUUGGAAGACAAGGGCUUAAGAUUAAGCAUAUCCAGGAUAUUUCGGGGGCGAGAAUGAUUGCUUUUAAGGAUAUUUUGCCUCAGUCUACGGAGCGUAUUGUAGAAGUUCAAGGAGUUGUAUCAUCGAUUCAAAGUGCUAUAUGGGAGAUUGGAAAGUGUUUAAUUGAUGAUUGGGAACGAGGUAUUGGGACAGUAUUUUAUAAUCCGUCUGUUAGAUUGUCGUCUACAUCUAGCAUUCUUCCGGGACAUCAAAGUAAUAGUAUUUUUUCGGGACCGCAAUCAGGUCAUUUUCUUCAAUAUCAACGUCAAGGAUCUCAUUUGAGUUAUUCUCGUCUUUCGAGUUUAGCCUCUCAUUUUCAAGAGCCAUUGGAUGCAUCAAGUCAAGAUAUUCGUGUGCAGAAUAUUUCAAUUCCUUCUGAUAUGGUAGGAUGUAUUAUUGGUCGUGGCGGUAGCAAAAUCAGUGAGAUUAGGCGAAUAAGUGGAAGCAAAAUUAGCAUUGCAAAAGCACCUCAUGAUGAGACAGGCGAACGUAUGUUUACCAUUCAGGGAACGUCUUCUUCCAAUGAAAAGGCUCUUUAUUUGCUUUUUCAAACAUUAGAAACCGAAAAAAAUCGACGUGGUCAAGAAAAUCUUAAGUAAUUUAUUUUCACAUCAAUUUUACAUGAUAUUUCUUAAAUAUAGGUG